Molecule: messenger RNA, 3075 nt
Organism: Asterias rubens (European starfish)
Lineage: Eukaryota; Metazoa; Echinodermata; Asteroidea; Forcipulatida; Asteriidae
Exons: 2
Coding region: 1-3075 (1024 amino acids)
Molecular function (GO): methyltransferase activity; 2-oxoglutarate-dependent dioxygenase activity
Source: RefSeq, a predicted model, not a curated record
AUGCCUACAAUUAACAGAUAUACGUACUCCAAUAGCUUUCUUAAGAGCUUGAACAGUAACAACUGCUUGUUCCAACCGGACACCCAUCUACAAAGUACACUCAUUGAUUUAUUGGCGUGCCGAAAAAGAAAUAAGAGGGGAUGUCGUGGAGGUAAGAACCUGUACAGGAAGAUACAAGUUGUGGAGGCUUAUAGACCUCACUUACAGAACCCCACGAUCAUUAGAAGAGGAGUAACUUUGUCAAAUCUUACUGAGAUUAAAACCAACACUUUAACAUCAGUUCAAGAACAUCCAAAGAGAGAUUUUCCUACAUUCGUGCUUUGCAACGCUCAAUCUCUUGUGAACAAAUUUGAUGACUUUGAACUGCUUUUACAUCAAGAAUCUGUAGAUGUGGGAGUGAUAACUGAAUCUUGGUUUCGACCUGAUAUGCCUGACUAUAUGCUCUCCAUUGACGGCUAUGAGAUUUUUUCAAAGUCUCGUAGUCAUGCAAAAGGUGGAGGAGUUGCAGUUUAUGUCAAGUCACUAAUCACUGCAAGUGGGAUUCCAGAAAUCUCAGUCCCCAACGAGCUGGAGUGUGUAUGGUCUCUAUUACAACCUAAGAGGCUACCCAGAGAUACAUCGAUCAUCGCUGUAUGUGGCGUCUAUAUUCCACCAGAUUCAUCCCUCCAAGAUCUUCUCACACAACAUCUAUUGGAAUCCAUGGACCUUCUCCACACUAAAUAUCCGGACAUAGGCUUUGCUAUUAUGGGGGACUUCAACAGAAUGCCCGUAAACAACAUUCUCAAGCAUUGUAAUCUAAAACAGUUGGUUAAAUUUCCCACUCGUGCACUUGCUACAUUAGAUCUUAUCAUGACCAAUUUCAAUGUUCACUAUAGAGACCCAGUUCCCUUGUCAGCAUUGGGAAAGAGUGAUCAUGUGUGUAUCCUGUGGAGACCCAAAGUGCAUGUUAUAAAAAAUCAGGGCAGCAAAAGGACAUUUCGUCCCAUGAAAGAUACAGAAUUGAGAGAGUUUGGUAGGUGGAUCCAAGAACAAGACUGGUCUAAUGUUCUCAAAGCUGAAAAUACCCAGCGUAAGGCAGACGCACUAUACGAGUCUCUCCAUGGUGCAGUUGAUAGAUUCUUUCCCAUGCAGACAAUAAUAACCCAAAGCAGUAGUAAACCAUGGAUGUCUCAGAAAGUUCAAUCACUUGUAAAAAAGAGACAGGUUGCGUUCGGAUCGGGGAGAGUCGAGGUGUACAAUAAACUACGCAAUGAGGUUCGUAGAGAGAUCAAGAAGGCUAAAGUUCACUUCUACGCUAACAGAGUCCGAAUUCUACAAGAAACCAAUCCAAGGAAGUGGCACCAGCAGAUAAAAACAAUGUCUGGAAACACUAAAGCUGUCCUCAGAAUACCUGUCCAGGGAGUGAGUGAUGAUGAUCAUGUGACCAUUGCCAAUACAAUUAAUGAUCAGUUUGUGAAGGUUUCUUCUCAUAUCCCCCCACUGGAUCUUAAUGUUCUGGAGGCCUACUUACCAGCCAUGGAACCUCCACCAUCACUCUAUCCUUGGGAAGUGUACACUGAGCUCAAAAAAGUCAAAUCCAACAAAGCAACUGGUCCCGAUGGAAUUUCUCCCAAGCUUGUUAAAGAAUUUGCCUAUGAGUUGAGUUCACCUUUAACUGAUGUGUUGAAUUGCUCGUACAAAGAGGGUGUGGUGCCUAAGCAAUGGAAAAAGGCCAUAGUAGUGCCAAUACCAAAAACGAACCCCCCUACAGCUGAUAAACUCAGGCCAGUUUCUUUGACUGACUGCUUUGCAAAGAUUGGGGAGGGUUUUGUAACAAACUGGGUUUUGGAUGAUAUUCAAGACAAAAUUGACCCACAGCAAUUUGGCAAUGUCAAAGGCAUUUCGACCUCCCAUUAUUUAGUUAGUCUCCUUCAUUCACUCCAUCAAAGUGCCGACAAGGUUGACAACAUUGGGACGGUGGUUCUGACGGAUUUUUCCAAGGCGUUCGAUAUGAUUGAUCAUACCAUCCUCAUUGAAAAAUUUAUCCGCUUGGGAGUCCGUAGAUCCAUCGUCCCUUGGUUGUGUGACUUUGUCAGCAACCGCGCCCAAUGUGUACGAUACAACCAAGCACUCUCAGAGUACAAGGUUCUCAGUGGAGCUCUCCCGCAAGGAACUAAACUCGGCCCCAUUGGUUUCCAGGUUGUUAUUAAUGACGCUGCUCAUGAUUUGGGUGAAAAGAUUAAGUGCUGGAAAUAUGUGGAUGACUUGACAUUUGCUGAAAAUCGUUCCUGCUUCCAGCCUAGUGGGCUGCAAGUAGUUCUUGAUGAAUUUACUGAAUGGACCAACACCAACAAACUCAGCCUGAAUCCCUCCAAGUGUCAAGCCAUCCAAACAUGUUUCAAAACUAAACCCCCACCACAUGCCGAGUUGAGCAUUGCGGGAGUCCCUCUGAACUUUGUAUCUGAGGCAAAGGUCCUAGGAGUCUGGCUACAGAAUGACCUACGAUGGGAUAAAAAUAUCAAUGAAAUUUCUAAGAAAGCCAAUCAAAAACUGUAUAUGCUCCGACUGCUUAAGAGGUUUGGAUUUAAUGAUGUUGAACUCAUAACAAUUUAUAAAAGUUAUGUGAGGCCUGCUGUUGAAUAUGCGGAUGUUACUUGGUCUUCCUCAAUUACUGCUGCCCAGGAGAAGACUCUGGAGCACCUGCAAAAACGUGCAUGCAGAACAAUUUUGGCACAGCGCUAUACUUCGUAUGCGGAUGCUAUGCAGCUUUGCGGGCUUGAGUCUCUUGCUGAUAGGAGGGUGCCUAAUCAGAACGACACGAAAGCGAACAAUGAAACAAUCGACAAACUGUAUAUCAGCAUCAAGGGAAAGCAAGCAACCAAUGUCUUAUCAUUGGUUACAGCCGAGGGUGACGUCACCAAACCAGAAGCCACCGAACCGGGAACCACCCAACCGGAAACUACCGAACCAGAAGGCACCCAACCCGACACCACCAAACCUGACAAUGGCGUUGGCAUAGUCACUCCGACAGUGCCAUACAUUGCUCUGAUCAUCCUGAAUGCAUUUAUUACUGCUCGUUUGGCAAUUGCACUUUAA